Populus euphratica (Euphrates poplar) is the source of this 1525-nucleotide messenger RNA. RefSeq names its product probable kinetochore protein SPC25. The coding region runs from base 133 to 1059 and encodes 308 amino acids. Gene Ontology annotation, cellular component: Ndc80 complex. The record is from RefSeq and is a predicted model, not a curated record. Gene Ontology annotation, biological process: chromosome segregation. The transcript is spliced from 8 exons. NCBI's taxonomy places the organism in Eukaryota, Viridiplantae, Streptophyta, Magnoliopsida, Malpighiales, Salicaceae.
GGAAAACGACAGUGUGAUUCGCAAAUUGGGCCGCCUAUUUCAUUUGAUUCAAAAGUGUUCGAUAAAAGCGAAAUUCAAAUUAAAACACACACUCUCUCUCCCCCCCUCCCCCUCUCGCAUAGCGCAAAGAAAAUGGAAUUUAAAGCGACGGAAACUGUACGAGCAAAAAUGGAGUCCCUGCGGUUGAUUUGCGACAGAGAUGCCCAAGUCCAACUGCAGAAAAUGGACUCCUUCACAGCGUCGUUUUCCAACUCUAUGGAUUCAAUCAAGGCCAGAGCAGAAGAAACUGUGCAGAAUCAAGGGAAAUUAGGGAGUUUGAAAUCUAGCUUGAAAGAAGCUGAUGGUGAAUUUGUUAAAGUUCUGGCAGUUAAGACCCAGAAAGAGGCCAAGCAGCUGGUAACAAGGGACUCAAUAUCUGCUACAAGAGCUAGAAUACAAAAACUUCAAAAGAGUGUUCAAGUUCAAAGGGCCAGGAGGGAUGAACAUGCAGCAAUCAUGUCCCAGCAAUCUCUAGCUUUGGCAACAUCCAAAGAAACAGAACACCAAGACAUUGACAAUCAAAGGGAAAUUCAAGAGGCAAUGUUAUGGUACAAUAUGGUUCUUGGCUUCAGAAUUGAAGGUGGCAGGGGGGUAAAAUUCACAUUCAACAACAUCAAUUUGAAAAAUCCAUACAAGGAGUGCUCUUUCACCAUUCGCUAUGAAAAUGAUAUGUACACAUUGUUGGCUUGUGAUCCACAAUUGAAUGACACCAAACAGUUGAUCCAUGAGUUGAAUAAAACCAAUGGCUUGUUCAAAUUUGUCAGAAAAUUGAGAGAGAAGUUUCAAGAAGCUGCACCACUUGGAUUCUUGCCUCAGUCCACAACUCUUCAUCAAGAGACAACAAUAUCUGUGUCUGCUCCAGUUUUUAGUGAUGUUAGUGAAUCUCCAUCAACGACAAGCCAAACUUCAGAUGAACUCAAAAGAAAUUCCAAGAGAAGUAGGCAUGGAAGAGGAGGGAGACAGGCAAUCUUGUCUCCUGUAUCUGUUCGGCGGUCCCCACGCUUUAAGGGUAAGAAAUGAAGAAGUGGAGGCAGUUUUUGUCACCUUUAGUUUGGUAUGAUUGCGUGCCCUUUUAACUUGCUUGUGUGAAGCUGGUCAUUAUUUGUGACUAGGUUGCUUUCUUGCUUGAUAGUCGACAUGUGAAUCAGGCCAAUUUAUCAUAUUAGUGGAAAAUUAACUGAAAGGGAAUGAAGACUCUCCAACAGAACGAUUACUACUCAUCUGACACGAUGACCUCAACAAGGAGCCCAAUUUAGCUGCUUUAGUGUAUCAUGUUGUACUUGUGAUCUUACUCGAUGACCGAUGUAAAGGGCCAAACAUGAUUGUCCCUUUUGUUGAUGUCUAAUCUAUGGAUUUGGACAUAUUAGAAGCACACUGUUUAGUUUUAGAUAUCAUUUAAUUCAAUGUGAUGCGCUGAUGUUCUUUGAAACGGAUAAUCGGGACAACUCAGUUUUCGUAAGUUUUCACAUUUUAUGGUUUUCCUGAA